Messenger RNA from Drosophila takahashii, 403 nucleotides. RefSeq names its product U6 snRNA-associated Sm-like protein LSm5. Gene Ontology annotation, cellular component: Lsm1-7-Pat1 complex; U6 snRNP; U4/U6 x U5 tri-snRNP complex. Gene Ontology annotation, molecular function: RNA binding. NCBI's taxonomy places the organism in Eukaryota, Metazoa, Arthropoda, Insecta, Diptera, Drosophilidae. Gene Ontology annotation, biological process: mRNA splicing, via spliceosome. The record is from RefSeq and is a predicted model, not a curated record.
UCCGCAUUGUUUACCUCGCUGCCAAAGUUUUUAGCGGAACUCCAAUUAUUUUGAUUAUUAAUAAUAGAACAAAUCUCACAUAAAGAUGACUGCCGUUCCGCCGCCUUCCAACAUCUCCACCCUGAUGCCACUGGAAUUGGUGGACAAAUGCAUCGGCUCCCGCAUCCACAUCAUCAUGAAGAACGACAAGGAGAUGGUGGGCACUCUCCUGGGAUUCGAUGACUUUGUGAACAUGCUGCUGGACGAUGUUACGGAGUAUGAGAAUACGCCCGACGGACGCCGCAUCACCAAACUGGAUCAAAUUCUGCUAAACGGCAACAAUAUCACAAUGUUGGUGCCUGGUGGCGAGCUGGCGGAGUAACAAGGUUCCAUUUGUAAACGAAAAUACAUUUGUAAAAUAACA